AUGGCUCCCGGGGGGGCGCGGCGCAGGCCCCGGAGGGCGCCGCCGGCCAGAGCACAGCCCCGCGCGGCCGAGGACUGGUGGUGGGAGCGGCUGGCGCCGAGCGGCUCCGGGCUCCACCUGCUGCAGUCAGACAGCAUGCUGCUCGUCCUGCCAGAUCCGGGCCCGGCGCGCGCCCGUGCGCAAAGGCGCGCCGUCCGCCGUGCGCAGCGCCGCCCGACGCCGGGUCCUCGCGCCGCGGCCACCAGAGCCAAACCCAGGCCCGAGCCCGAGGCCCCGCUGGGGUCCGAUCCGGGCUGGGGCGACCGUCUUCCCUUGGAAAUUCUGGUGCACAUUUUCGGGCUGCUGGUGGCUGCCGAAGGGCCCGUGCCCUUCCUUGGCAGGGCCGCGCGCGUCUGCCACCUGUGGCAUGAGGCCGCUUCCCAGCCCGCGCUCUGGCACACGGUAACCCUGUCGCCCCCGCUGGCCGGUCGCCCCGCCAAGGGCGGAGCCAAGGCGGAGAAGAAGCUUCUUGCUUCCGUGGAGUGGCUUAUGCCCCACAGGUUCUCCCAGCUCCAGAAGCUGACCUUGCUACAUUGGAAAUGGCAGCUUCACGCAGUGCUGAAGCUCGCUAGUGAAUUCUGCCCUCGACUCACCUUCCUCAAGCUUUCAGACUGUCAUGGGGCAACUCCAGACACCCUGGUUGUGCUGGCCAAAGCCUGCCCCCAGCUCCACAGCUUGGACCUGCAGCACUCCGCGGUGGAGUCUGCUGCUGUGCUGAGCUUCUUGGAGGAGGUGGGUUCCCGGUUGCGUAAACUAUGGCUGACCUACAGCUCCCAGACCACAGCCAUCUUGGGCACACUGCUGGUAGGUUGCUGCUCCCAGCUCCGCGUGCUGGAAGUGGGUACCGGCAUCGGCUGCAGCACCACCCCCCUCCAGCUGCCGGUCGAGGCCCUGCAGAAGGGCUGCCCCCAGCUGCAGGUGUUGCGGCUCCUGAACCUGAUGUGGCUCCCCAAGCCUGCAGGCCGAGGGCCAGCCCAGGGCCCCGGCUUCCCCUGCCUGCAGGAGCUCUGCCUUGCCAGUUCCACCUACAACUUUGUGAGCAACGACAUUCUGGGCCGCCUGCUGCAUGGCUCCCCAGGCCUGCGCCUGCUGGACCUCCGCGGCUGUGCCCGCAUCACACCUGCCGGCCUAUACCAUCUGCCCUGUGAAGAGCUGGAGCAUCUGUACCUGGGCCUGUACGGCAUGUCUGACCGGCUGACUCUUGCCAAAGAGGGCAGCCCCUUGCUGACCCAGAAGUGGUAUCGCACCCUGCGGGAGCUGGACUUAAGUGGCCAGGGCUUCAGUGAGAAGGACCUAGAGCAGGCCCUGGCCACCUUCGGGGCUGCCCCCAGGGGUUCACAUCCGGUCCUGUGCUCCCUCAACCUCAGGGGUACACGGGUCACACCCAGCACAGUCAGCUCUGUGAUCAUCAGCUGCCCAGGCCUCACAUUUCUCAACCUAGAGUCCUGCCGCUGCCUUCCCCGGGGCCUGAAGCGGGCCUACCGGGGUCCAGAGGAGGUCCAGAGGUGCCUGGACCAACUACUCACCAACUCCCUGUCCGCCAACUAG
Molecule: messenger RNA, 1587 nt
Organism: Elephantulus edwardii (Cape elephant shrew)
Lineage: Eukaryota; Metazoa; Chordata; Mammalia; Macroscelidea; Macroscelididae
Gene: FBXL6
Product: F-box and leucine-rich repeat protein 6
Exons: 9
Coding region: 1-1587 (528 amino acids)
Biological process (GO): SCF-dependent proteasomal ubiquitin-dependent protein catabolic process
Cellular component (GO): SCF ubiquitin ligase complex
Molecular function (GO): protein binding
Source: RefSeq, a predicted model, not a curated record